Molecule: messenger RNA, 1098 nt
Organism: Dentiscutata heterogama
Lineage: Eukaryota; Fungi; Glomeromycota; Glomeromycetes; Diversisporales; Gigasporaceae
Source: the annotation of a GenBank genome assembly
AUUCCGAUACAAAGAAAGAAUGAAGAAACAUCUGCAGCUUCAUUAUGGUUAAAAGCAAAAAAGGAUGAUGUAGGAAAUUCUAUUUUUAUUUGGAUAUUUGAAGAGAUUGUUGAAUCCAUGAUGACAGCUGAAAUAGAUGAAAAGGGUAUAAUACAUAAUUCGUCUGGUGAUGUAAAAGCUUUAUAUGGUUACACUCCUGAAGAAAUUGUAGGAAUGUGUGUGACAACUUUAAUCCCUGCAUUAGAAGUCAUCCCGUCAAUUGAGAAUAAUAAGAAUAAUAUGGAUAUUGAUAAUUCAAGUUUACCUGAUAUACGAUUAGACAUUGAGCAAAUAAAUAAAACUAAAUAUUAUGGAAGUCGGUCAAAAAAUUGUGCAAAGUUCCCAAUAAUCGGAAAAAUAUCGACAUCAUCAAUUCAGGAAGAAAUGCAUGAUCAAGGAUCUACCAUUUAUCGACUUAAAAUUAUAUCUAUGCCUACUAUUGCCGGAGUUAUAACUGCACAUGCAACUGGCAUCAUUCAAUCAUGCAAUUCCGUAUUUGUCAAAUAUCUAUUUGGUGUUGGAUCUCAAGAGUUAAUCGGAAAGCGCUAUAUCGAGUCACUUUUACCUCAAUUUUCUCGCCUUAUUGAUAUCCUUGCGUCGGAAAGAUCUCUUGUUGAAGGAGUUUUAAUUUCCGAAAAUGCUUUUCGACGUGCUGCUGCGUCAAUCUCUACUACAUCUAAAAAUAAUUCCCCAUAUUCUCAUACAAAAGACUUUUCAUCUACCACGUUAUCUAUUCAGGAACCUUCUGGUAUAAUAGCAGUACACAGGGAUGGUACGGAAUUUGACGUGGACAUUCAAAUGCGUGUUGUUGAAUCCCCUGAUGAGCCAUUGCAUGCAUUGUGGAUUACUUAUGAUCGUAGUGCUAAUUUUGCAAAAGAGCAAUCCUAUUUUGAUAAUUUUGAAAAUCAUGUUGAAAGGCUCGAGACUAGUAAGCAUUUAGGAGACGAGAAAAUCCAAGAAGAAAAGGAAAACUUUCAUAUAUCUAAAUUUAUAGCGGUGGGAGGCAGACCUCCUUUAUCAACAGGUCAUUCAUCUGAUCGACAAAUAAUUACGCCUCCU